Molecule: messenger RNA, 1317 nt
Organism: Drosophila eugracilis
Lineage: Eukaryota; Metazoa; Arthropoda; Insecta; Diptera; Drosophilidae
Gene: IntS12
Product: integrator complex subunit 12
Exons: 1
Coding region: 68-1057 (329 amino acids)
Biological process (GO): snRNA 3'-end processing
Cellular component (GO): integrator complex
Source: RefSeq, a predicted model, not a curated record
CGGCAAACAGCUGUUGCGCUUGCAAAAACUACCUUUGGCUUAUUUCUUAUAUUUGUCGGAUUUCACGAUGGCCGCCAAUAUUGCUGCUGCAGCUGCUGCUGCCCAAGAAGUUGACCCCGUGCUUAAGAAAGCCAUCAAGUUACUGCACUCCACUAAUCCCUCCUCUUCGAUUGAACUACGUAUACUUCUUGAGGAGGCUUUGAAAUCACGUUAUGGCCCGGAGAAGAGUUUGACGAACAACAUGACACCGCGUAUGCUGGAGGAUGAAGCCAAUUUUCCGGGGAGAGCGGCUACCCCACCGCAGCAGCCUAUCAACCCGGAUGAGAUUAUCAAUUUGACCAACUCGCCGGACAAGGAGCCUUCGGAUUCAGUUGACACUAUUGCGGAUUCGGACGACGGUUUGAGUGCCGUGGGAAUCGUUAAUACUGGAGACACCGGUGACUUUGGCGACCUCAAUUGCUGUGUUUGCGGCGAAAUGGUCUUUACAGCUACCAACCGGUUGAUAGAGUGCUCCAAGUGCGGCGCCAUGUACCAUCAGGAGUGCCAUAAGCCACCGAUAACUAAGGAGGAGGCGGCCGAUGACCAAGAACAGACCUGGCAAUGCGACACCUGCUGUAAUAAGCCGACAACCAGUGGAAAAACUACAGCUGCACCUGCAGUAACGCCAACUGUUUUCAUAGCCGACGAACCCAUGCCGCUGACUAGCAAAGCCAAGUCUUCAGCAGCCUCGUCGCGCUCCUCCAACUCAUCCAAUUCCUCAUCGCCCUUCUACAGGCCGGAGCCCAGCAGCUCCACCAAUGCCAGUAGUAGUAGCAGCAGUAAACACGGCCACAAGUCCUCCUCUUCGUCUUCAUCCAAGUCGCACAAGGAGGAACGAUCGUCUAAAUCUACAGCGACGCCUUCUCUUAGUGCUAUCGGGGGUCUCGAGAAGCAUAGCAGCAGUGGCAGUGGCACCUCCUCUUCGCGACGUAGCAGCUCUAGCACCAAGUCCAGCUCCAAAAGCAGUUCCUCGAAACACCACGAAAGCGGCAGCAGCAAGCGCAGAUCGAAGCAGUAACACUGUUAACUAUUAUGUACCCAGUUUAAGGCAAGAGAAAAAGGUAUGGAAACUAUUUUUUAUUCGUUUAUAUUCGAAACGUGUAACGUAUUCUUUAGUUGACUCCAUUUUACUGUAAACUUUUACCUUCAAAAGUGAAUGCCCUUUGUUGCAUUUUAUUCUCUUAAUUUUCCAGAGAUCUAAAUAUUAUAUUCAAACAAUAAGAAUUUAAUCUACCAAUUUAUAUUAAAAUAAACUUUAGACGUAUUUACACUUUGAAA